Molecule: messenger RNA, 1964 nt
Organism: Colias croceus (clouded yellow)
Lineage: Eukaryota; Metazoa; Arthropoda; Insecta; Lepidoptera; Pieridae
Gene: gzl
Product: E3 ubiquitin-protein ligase RNF13
Exons: 12
Coding region: 497-1876 (459 amino acids)
Cellular component (GO): nucleoplasm; cytoplasm
Source: RefSeq, a predicted model, not a curated record
AUUAUUAUUGUCAACACGUGAUUCAUUGCUGGGAUGUGUGUCUCGACGCUAAAUUGGAUUAAACCAGCACCCCACGGCCCGUAUCGAAGAUCGGGCUUCAUUUCUCGCUUAAACAACACGUUGAAAUGUUGUUCAUUCGCGUUCAAUGUUUUUGUUACGAAAUUGCUUUGUUAUCACUCGCAAACAAUUCCGAGUUAUAGAAUAUACAAUGACCUAUCUGUGCCAAUCUUUAUCUGAGUGUGCUUAAUAUGUUUUGAUAAGUGAUUAAGAUGAGAAUGGUAACGCCAGUGUUGAAAAAAUCUUUGCAAUUUUGAAACACGUAAUUUAACAGCAGUCAAGCAUAUAUAAUGCGUGUUUUGUGCUGCAUUUCAUAACUGUAUUGAUGCUAGUUGCAUUAUUAGAUUGCACUUGUUAUUUAUAGUGCAAAGAACAAUGAGAAAGCCUCAAAAGCCGAGAAGAAACCACGUGAAAGCGCGCCAAACUUAAUCACCUGUGGAUGGAAUGUGCUAGAACGAUGCAUCCAUCCAUCAACUCCUGCCUGAUCGGGCUGUUGGGCUUCCUAACGUACGUGAAGGGCAAUGUUAUUGUGUACACACAGGAUCUACCACAUACGAUAGCGGAAGAAUUCCGGGACAUGCCGGCAAGUUUUGGCCCGGAAGUGCCCCCGGAUGGGCUGCGCGGUUUCCUCGUGCCCGGCGAGCCGGCGGACGGCUGCGGCCCGCUGGGGAAGCCGCCCGCUGUAGAGAACUUCACUGGGAAGUGGAUUGUUAUUGUGGCUAGAUUCAACUGCAGCUUCGAGGUGAAGGUUCGCAACGCGCAGGCGGCCGGCUUCGAUGCUGCGAUCGUGCACAACGUCAAUUCUAGCGAUCUUGAAACUAUGUCAGCGAAGGACCCCGAGGGGAUAAUGAUCCCGUCGGUGUUCGUGAGCGACCUCGCCGGGCUAAUACUAUCCGAAGAGUAUAUUUAUAUUAAUCGCUACUAUAUAAUGGUGAACGGCGACUUGCCGUUCAACAUCAACACGCACCUGCUGCUGCCGUUCGCGAUCGUGGUGGUGCUGUGUCUCAUCGUCAUACUUAUAUUUAUGAUAGUGAAAUGCAUAAAAGACCGUCGUCGAGCCAGACGGCAUCGCCUACCAAACCGCUCUCUGAAGAAGAUCCCCACGUGCAAGUUCAGUAAGGGCGACCCGUACGACACGUGCGCGAUCUGCCUCGACGACUACCAGGAGGGGGAGCGGCUGAGAGUAUUGCCAUGUGCACAUGCGUACCACGCGAAGUGCAUCGACCCGUGGCUGACGCAGAACCGGCGCGUGUGUCCCGUGUGCAAGCGCCGCGUGCUGGCCGCAGGCGAGCGGCGGCACUCCGACUGCGACUCCAGCGACACCGAGCCGCUCGUGCGACGGGACAACACUGAGGGUGGCACGUUCGAAGAGCAGCGUGAGAACCCGUUCGUGCGUGCGGCGCGAUACGUCGCCAACCUGCGACUGCGCAGGGAAGCUGCUAACAAUGCUGAGGAGCCGCAGCCCACUGAAGACAAUGAACAAAGUAACACUAACCAAGUUGUAGUAGACGUAGAGCGUGAAGUAGACGGUGACGAAUCAGCAGCGCUACUACCUCGCUCAGAGCGGCGUCGCUCACGGCGUAGAGAGAGACGCGAGCGAGCCGCUCACUCCGCUCACGCUCAGCCCGCUCGAGCCGCUCCACCGCUCGGCCACCAAGCUGGCUCGCUCGGGAGCCAAGCUGGCCAGCUCACACCGCAAGCUGGCCCAGUACGGACGCUGCGGCCCGCUCAGCCGUCGAUCAAUGGUGGCGAAGGAGAGAUCGGUGUGGCAGCCCUGCCCGCUCAGCCCAGCACAGACGGACAUAUUGUCAAUUUAUGAGCAACAAUUAUUUUAUACAAAAAACACUAUUUAUUUCCCGACUUCAUAUUUUUCACGAGACAAUACAGUCGCGGUACCCUAGUAUAAA